Trichomonas vaginalis G3 is the source of this 1136-nucleotide messenger RNA. RefSeq names its product guanylate cyclase protein. The record is from RefSeq and is a predicted model, not a curated record. The annotation marks the transcript as partial. The transcript has a single exon. NCBI's taxonomy places the organism in Eukaryota, Parabasalia, Trichomonadida, Trichomonadidae.
AUGUCAUCUCUUCGAUCAUAUAAAUUUGGCAACGAAUUAUUAGAAAAAGCUCGAGAUAUGGUAUUUGGAUCCACCAUUGUCUUUAACUUCUACACAAACCGGUCGAUGGAGUAUCCAAUGAAGUCAUCCGUUGCACAGAUCGCAGCAAUGAUUGCUACACACAUUGGAUCAUUGAUUACUGAUGAUGAAAUCACAUAUGAUGAUGCUCGCGGAUCAGAUUAUUUGACAGCAACAAAUAACAAUGAUCUUGCAACCGAACAAAUGAGCUCAGCAUUAUUAGUCUGUUUAGAAUACAUUCUCAAACAAGAUGAAAGCCAGAAAGCAUGGAUUAUCUCAUUAAUGGUUUGUAUUCCUGUCGCUAUCAUCAUUACAUGGAUUGUCACAUUUAAUUUGCAGUACAAGAAAUUGAAAUCAAACAAAACAGAGAUCAUGAAUGUCAUUGUUACACUUCCAAAAACAGUUAUAUCAACUGUUUCUGCAUCAUUCAAUCAUCUCAAAAAGAAUUCAGCAUCAACAACAGAAACGAACCAAACAAAUGAUGAUGCUAAUUUAGAAGAUAUGUCAAGACAAGAACAAAACAUUAUUAAAGUUUUUUCACAAAUUACGGAUGGCUCAUCUUCUACAACAAGUCAAUCAUGGAAUAUGCUUUUCUUUGUUGGAAUUGUUAUUUUAGGCUGUGUUGGUUCCUGUGUAAUUUUGUAUUGUUAUUUCCAAGCAUCUAAAACAUUAGUUUUCUCAAGCCAACACAUUGAUAAUAUGUUUGGAUGCAGUGGAUAUUUGUAUUCAGUUUUCAGUCAUUUGUUUAAAGUAUCUCUUCAAGAAUACGAUGCAGCAUUUCAUGAUACAACAGUUGAUCUCGCUAACGAAAUUGUCAUGAUGAAAAUGAGUAUUCCCAAGUUUAUUGAUUACUUCCAUAAACUUCGAUUGGGCGGAACAGGAGAAAAUCAGUUACCAUUCACAGGAAUGACUAAUGCUCUCAAGAAAGCAUCAUCAAUUAUUACAUGUCCAGAUAAAUUGGAUCCACCUACAACUAUCCCUGAAAGUGCACAUUGUUUCACUGCUGCAGUUCAGUUGUAUUUGACAUCCGGAUAUCUUUUGAGAUAUUUAGCAUUCAUUUCCAUGGAAAAUAUUUCUGA